AUGUCGGUGGUCUCUUUGUUGGGCGUCAAGGUCCUGAACAACCCCGCGCCAUUCACAGCGCCCUAUGAGUUUGAAAUCACGUUUGAAUGCCUUGAGCAACUGCGCGAAGAUCUAGAAUGGAAACUUACCUACGUGGGCUCCGCAACGUCUGCGGAGCACGAUCAAGAGCUCGACUCUCUUCUCGUGGGCCCCAUUCCAAUUGGUGUCAACAAAUUCAUCUUCGAAGCCGAUCCUCCCAACCUAUCUCGGUUGCCGCCCUCCGAAAUUCUCGGUGUGACGGUGAUCCUCCUCACCUGCUCCUAUGAUGGACGAGAGUUCGUGCGCGUUGGUUACUAUGUGUAUAACGAGUACGAUGACGAGAUAUUGAGUGCCGAUCCGCCUGCCAAGCCGGUCAUUGAAAAGAUUCGCCGCAACGUGCUCGCUGAGAAACCUAGAGUGACCAGGUUUGCCAUCAAGUGGGAUUCCGAAGAAUCGGCCCCAGCCGAAUAUCCACCUGACCAACCUGAAGCCGACACGCUCGAUGAUGAUGGAACAGCGUAUGGCGCAGAAGAAGCGGAGAUGCAGGCAGCUCUAGAGAAAGAAUUGGAAGAGACCGAAGCCAAGAUGGCGCGAGAAGACUCGACAAAUGGAGAUCAGGAAAUGACAGACACCGCUAAAGUCAAAGACGAGGAUGAGGAGGCCAGCGAUGCUGAAAGUGAGGAUCUUGAGGAGGAGAGCAGUGAGAGUGAAGACGAGGAAGACGAUGAGGAGGGCGCAGAAGGCGAGGAUACAGAGAUGGCAGAGGGCGAUGAGAAGCCCACUGCUGCUCCAAACACCGCUCCCGCACAGUUGAACGGCGAGAAGAAAGGAACAGAGACCAAGCCAGAAGUCAUGGUUCAUUAG
Cladophialophora psammophila CBS 110553 is the source of this 882-nucleotide messenger RNA. RefSeq names its product histone chaperone ASF1. Gene Ontology annotation, cellular component: nucleus. Gene Ontology annotation, biological process: DNA replication-dependent chromatin assembly; nucleosome assembly; nucleosome disassembly. The record is from RefSeq and is a predicted model, not a curated record. The transcript is spliced from 3 exons. Lineage: Eukaryota; Fungi; Ascomycota; Eurotiomycetes; Chaetothyriales; Herpotrichiellaceae. Gene Ontology annotation, molecular function: histone binding. Bases 1 to 882 code for a protein of 293 amino acids.